AUGAGGGAAGUGAUGGCAGAAGAGACCAGCAUGGCCAAGGAGGCAGAGAAGGGGGAAAUGGAGAAGACCCCAAGAGGGGUGGUCGUCCCAGAAGUGGUGGAGAUCGCCUCGGAGAGAGUGGAGGUCGUCUCAAUAAUAGUGGAGAUCGUCUUAGAGGUGGCGAGGGUCACCCCCGAAGUGCAAGUAGAAGGAGCUCUACUGAGAAAGGCGGCAGCUGUAAAGAUGAGGGCAGAUGAGGCCAAGGCUCAACUUGCAAGUUUGAAGACGGAGCGUGUAGGCUGGGAGAGUGCCCAUGUUGAGCUGCAAGCGGUCAAGUUGGAGUUGGAGAACGAACGCCGCCAGGACUGCGCGGUCGCCAUCGAACGAUUUGAAGAGGCUAUGACCAGCAAAGAAGAUCUGCGUGCCCAGCAGAUCAAGGAAAAGGAAGACGCAGACCAGGAGAUUGCUGGGCUGCAGAAGGAGCUGGAAGAUGAGCGUGUUAAGGCAAUGGAGGGGAGGAAGGCCCUGCAGAAGGAGUUGCAGGAAGAGAGAGCCAAGGCGGCUGCUGAAAGGGCGGCCCUGCAGAAGGAGUUGGAGGAGGAGAAGGCUAGGGCAGCCUCUGAAAGGGCGGCAUACCCCGAUCUGUGUGUUGCGGCAGUGGAUCAGUUCAAGGGGUCUACUAAAUUUCAGAUGGCAGUUGAUGCCGUGGUCGCCAGCAGCUUGGCGAGGGAGGAGUCUGGAGGGGCGGGCUCGUCGAGGACGACCGCUGGGGGCAGGACUGAGGCAGAAAUUAUUGAGAGCUUCUAG
This is a messenger RNA of Camellia sinensis, 786 nucleotides long. Lineage: Eukaryota; Viridiplantae; Streptophyta; Magnoliopsida; Ericales; Theaceae. The record is from RefSeq and is a predicted model, not a curated record.